Messenger RNA from Coprinopsis cinerea okayama7#130, 1683 nucleotides. RefSeq names its product cytoplasmic protein. Gene Ontology annotation, biological process: fructose 2,6-bisphosphate metabolic process; fructose metabolic process. The transcript is spliced from 9 exons. Gene Ontology annotation, molecular function: ATP binding; fructose-2,6-bisphosphate 2-phosphatase activity; 6-phosphofructo-2-kinase activity. Lineage: Eukaryota; Fungi; Basidiomycota; Agaricomycetes; Agaricales; Psathyrellaceae. Bases 1 to 1683 code for a protein of 560 amino acids. The record is from RefSeq and is a predicted model, not a curated record. Gene Ontology annotation, cellular component: cytosol.
AUGGUCGCACCACUGUACACGACGGCCUCAGGCCUGCUUUUCCAUGCUGGAAAGAUCCUCGUCUUGACCAUCGGUCUUCCUGCGCGGGGCAAGACGCAUAUUUCGAGAGCACUGGAACGAUACCUGCGAUGGAUGGGAGUCAAGACCUUGGUCGUUUCCCUGGGCGAUUACAGGAGGAAAGUCCUUGGUGGUGCGCAGAAAGUCCCACCGGACUAUUUCUCACCUGGAGAGAAGAGCCCCGAGACGAUCGCGCUGAGGAAGAAGGUGUCCGAUGGAUGUGAGCAGCUCAUCUGGGACUACUUCAAUGCAGGGGGGCAGGUCGUUAUCUACGAUGCCAACAAUGGACGGAAGGAGGCUCGGGACGCAUUGGCGGAGAAGUUCUCUGCUCAGGGCAUUCAUGUCGUACUCCUCGAAUCUCUCUGCGACAACAGGGAGAUCAUCGAGAACAACAUCCGGAGCGUCAAGAUCUCGUCCCCGGAUUACAGGAACUGGGACCCCGACCUGGCCGUGCAAGACUAUUACAAUCGAAUCAAGAACCAUGAGCAGUAUUACCAGACGAUAGAUGAUACCAAAUGGCCGUAUAUCAAGAUCCUGAAUGUUGGAGAGAAGAUUGACUUGAAUAAAAUUCAAGGUUAUCUCCAGUCAAGAAUCGUCUUCUUCCUAAUGAACAUCCACAACCGAUUCCGCACAAUCUACUUUGCUCGAUCUGGUCAAUCACUCAUAGAGCAUUCCUAUAAAGCUGACUCGGAUCUUUCGCCGGCUGGCUGGGAGUAUGCUGAGAAGCUGAAAGACUGCGUGUUGGAGAGGAGAGCGAAGAGUUUGGAAGCUAGGGGGCUUAAUCCUGCUGAGAGGAGAUUGGUGAUCUGGACAUCCACACGCCGCAGAGCACACCACACCGCAUGGCCCUUCGUCGCAGCCUACAACGGCGGCAACUCGUUGCAGAUCCCCGAACUCCUCGUCGACGGCGAACAAGUGAUGUCGCCUAUGGAAAGCCCGUUCAUAGAUGACGACAGCAGCGAUUAUAAUGCCUCCCAGCCACAGCAGUCAUCACCGCCCAAAGCCUCUCCUCCCCUCCCUUCGAGGAUCAAGGUCGUGGAGAAACCCCAGAUGUUGGAGAUCAACCCUGGGAUUUGGGAUGGCCUCACUCCGGAGCAAGCCAAGAAGUACUACCCCGAAGACUGGGAUCGUUUCACGAAGGACCCUUAUUCGUACCGUGCACCAAGAGCAGAGAGUUAUCACGACCUGAGUGUCCGUCUGGAACCAGUGAUAAUCGAACUCGAACGCGAACAGGAAGAUCUUCUCAUCAUCGGCCACGCAUCCGUCAUCCGCUGCCUACUCGCCUACCUCAUCGGCCUCCCCCCAGCCGAAGUGCCCGCUAUCGAAAUUGCGCGCGGGGACCUCCUCGAAGUCGUACCCACCUCCUACGGCGUUCAUAGCAAUGCGUUCCAUUUUUGGGAUGGGCCGGGUAGGAGUAGAGACCAAGGGCAGCUUGAUGAGUUUAGGGAUGCGAAUAACUUCUAUGAGAAUUAUGCGGAGGAUACGAUUGGGAAGAGGAAGAUUGGGGAGGAUGGGGAGGAGUUGGUUGAGAGUCACGGUGUUGCUGUUGUUGGGGGUGAGGGGGAGGAGUUUGCGCGUGCGAGUGCGGCCACUCUUGUGGAGGCGAGGCAUGCUCCUGUUGUGUAA